This is a messenger RNA of Paramecium sonneborni, 1843 nucleotides long. The record is from the annotation of a GenBank genome assembly. Lineage: Eukaryota; Ciliophora; Oligohymenophorea; Peniculida; Parameciidae.
AAAAUAUAAUGGGAUGCAAUGAAUCACGUAAAGAGAAUAAGAUCUCAUUAAAUGAGGUGGUGUUAGAUAAACUACGUCGCUUAUUUGAUAGAUUACGAACUAGAUAUCGAGAGUAAAUAUAAUUCGUUUUUCUUUAGAACUGCAACAACAGACUAUAUUUGUUAAGAAAGUUUGGAGUACCUAUGUGAUGGUAACCCAAGUUUGGGAGGAAAACUAUAUUAGUUCAUGUUGAAGCAUUCUACAAAUCAGAAGGUUGAUUUUGAGAACUUCAUUCCAAUAGUAGAAAUCCUAAUUGAAGAACCUAGUUCUUAUCAUUUAUAGGGAUACAGAUCACUUGAUAAGAUGGAGAUCUUUUUCCUUAUUAGUUUGUAAAGACUAUCAAUAGAUGAUCCUGAAUUCAAAGACUCUAAUGUAUCAUACUUGGAGGCCCUUUAAUUUCUCCAAGAUGUUGAGUAUAUAUCUCUCAGAUCAGGUUUGGCAUUGAGUUCAAAAUUCACUCCUGAUGAAUCAGUUGCUCGAUCAAUAUUGAGUGCUGUAUAUCCAAACAGUUCAGGUGCUGUCAAAUGGUGGAGUCUAGUACUUUUCUUUAAGUAACUAUUCCCUCAUUUAACGGAAUAAGUUAAGCAAUACUUUACAAUGUUAUUUUUGAGUGUAUAACAAUAGAAAUUGUAAGCAAGGUAUGAAAUGUAAUUAAAUCAGAUUUACAAAACCAUCAUAUUUGCUUAAUGGUCCAUAAUACAUAUACUUAGGACUUGGAAAUGCAUAUAUAAAGUCAUCUAGUCAAGUAAAUUUGUUAUGGAGCAAUGCUAUAUCUGGUUGGAAUUUUGAAUCUUUAUACAGAGCUUUAUUAUCAUUUGAUGGUCCAACAGUUUUUUUAUUAAAAUUUAGUAAUGAUUCUGAUGAGUCGAUUGUGGGAGCAUUUUAGAAGAAGAAAUGGAUAGAUUCAGGAUUAUAUUAAGGAAAUGAGGAGAGUUAUUUAUUUUAAUUGAUUCCAAAAUUCAAAGUAUUUGCAGCAAGUCGUUUUAAAAGAACAUUUCCUAAUGAGAGUGAUUAGAAUACAUAAAAUUAUUCAUACUUACAUUAUUUUGGAGAAGGUAUAGGAGAUUAUAAAGGUUUGAAUGAAGUAGCCCCUUCAGGAGUAGGAUUUGGAGGAGCAAAUAAUAAAUUUAGAUUAUGGAUAGAUGGUUAAGAUAUGUAAAGAAAAAGUUAUGUAACAGCAGAAGAUGAGACAUAUAAAAAAGGUGUAAUAAUGAAUAUUAUUUAGGUUCAUUAAUAAAUCCAGUAUUGAAAGAAUAUAAGUUAACAUAUGCUGAAGUGUGGAGUGUUGGAAAGGAAGUGGAUAUUUUAAGCACUUAAUUAUUAAUAGAGAAAGCUAAUUAUUUAGAAUCUCAUUAUUUAAGAUCAUCAAUGAGAGUAUAAAAGGAAAUGAUUGGUUUAAUGAAAGUACCUUUAAAUAUGGAGGAAGAUUAAUAAUAAUAAGCAAGAUUAUCUGGUGUAUCUAAAUCUCACAUUAGAACAUCAUCUGCGAUUUAAUAAUCAAGAAAAGCUUAGAUUUUAGAUAUGGUAGAUCCUUAGGCAGUUCAACCAAAUUACUAAUCUAAUUAAAGAAAUACUUAGACCUCAUUAGCUAGAAGUAAAACAUCUAAGAGUUAUAUUCAAUAAUAAGCAGCAUAGAUUUAAGAGGAUGGAGUAGAAGAGACAGGGUUUGGAGCAACAACAUUAUUUAGAGGAAGUGCUCCUCCUGAAUAACCAUAAGAACCAGAUGUUGGUUAUGGCGCUACAUAACUUAUUAGAAGUUCAUAUUAAAAGGAAUGAAUGACAUUCAUUUAUCAAUAAAAUACAC